UCCCUCUCUCUCUCUCUCUCUCCCCCUAACUAACGUAUAAUAACGUUGUUCUUCUUCCCCCAACAAAAAUCUCCCUCAUCCCCCCGCCGGGAAAGUGACCCCUCCGCCCCACCCACGAUGGCCCACACAUCCAACACCAAUCACAAUCACAACCCGGCCGGCCACCUCGCCUCGCCGUUCGGCAAGCUCGACGGACUUGGGCCCGACGACUUCCGCGAGGCCGCGUACGAGGUCUUCUUCACGGCCUGCCGCUCUUCCCCGGGGUUCGGUGGCCGUAGCAUGAUCGCAUGCUACGGGCCGGACGAGCAAGGGGACGGGUUUGGAUCUGGCCUCGGUUCAGGGAUGAAGCCGCCCGGGGUGGGGAUGGCCGUGACAAGCCGCGUGAAACGUGCUCUUGGGCUCAAGAUGCUGAGGCGGCCCCAGCCAUCGAGACGGUUCAGCUUGUGUGGGCCCAACAAUGUUGGUGCUGGCAAGUCGUCGAGCCCCAAGGCAGGUGGAGGGGGCCACACGGUGCCCGGGGCAGGGAGGAUGAGGCGCCCGCUGACGUCGGCGGAGAUCAUGAGGCAGCAGAUGGAGGUGACGGAGCAGAGUGACAACCGGCUGAGGAAGACGCUGAUGAGGACCCUCGUCGGCCAAAUGGGCAGGCGAGCCGAGACCAUCAUCCUCCCCCUAGAGCUACUCCGCCACCUGAAACCUUCCGAGUUCAACGACACCACCGAGUACCACCAGUGGCAGCUGCGCCAGCUCAAACUCCUCGAGACGGGCCUCCUCCUCCACCCCUCCGUCCCACUCCACGCCUCCGACCCUUCCGCCGCCCGGCUCCACCAGAUCAUCCGGGCUGCUGAGGCCCGGCCAGUUGACACUGGAAAGAACUCCGAGGCCAUGCGCGCCCUCUGCAACGCUGUGGUCUCCCUGUCCUGGCGCACCCCGGAUGGCGGGCCCACAGACAUCUGCCACUGGGCCGACGGGUACCCACUCAACAUUGAACUCUACAAUGCGUUACUACGCUCGGUUUUCGACUCCAAGGACGAGACGCAGGUCCUUGACGAGGUGGACGAGCUGAUCGAGCUCAUGAAGAAGACGUGGUCCAUGCUCGGGAUCAGCCGGCCAGUGCACAACUUGUGCUUCGCGUGGGUGCUCUUUGAGCAGUAUGUUGUCACAGGGCAAGCUGAGCCCGACCUGCUUGGGGCAGCAGCUGUGAUGCUGUCCCAUGAGGUGGCAGCAGAUGCCAAGAGGGCUGAUAGAGAGGCCGUUUAUGUUAAGAUGUUGGGUUCUGUGGUGGCAGCCAUUAAGGUGUGGUUGGAAAAGAGGUUGUUGGACUAUCACGGGAAUUUCGAGAGGGGGAAUGUGGGUGUUAUGGAACACAUGCUUCCACUGGUGUUCUCGUGUGGCAAAAUAUUGAGGGAGGACGUGCCUUGCUAUGUGACAUCGCCUGAGGGUGGUAUUAUCAAUGGGGACGAUUUGAGCGAUAAUAGGAUCGAUUAUUACAUCCGCUCGUCUGCGAGGAACACGUUCGCUAAGAUGCUCGAGGAUCAAAACGUCAAAGAAAGUGAAAACAUUGAGACCCAAAGAGUGAGUGAGGUGCUGAUAAAACUCGCCCGCGAGACGGAAGAGCUGGCUUCCAAAGAAAAGGACAUCUUUAGCCCUUUGCUGAAAAAAUGGCACCCGGUGGCAGCUGGAGUUGCCGCCGUGACUCUGCACUCUUGCUAUGGGACUCUUCUCAAGCAGUAUUUGACGGGCAUGUCUUCUUCAUCGCCACUCAUGAACGAGACAAUCUUGGUGCUGCAGAGGGCAGGGAAGCUGGAGAAGGCCCUGGUGCAAAUGGUGGUGGAGGACUCGGUUGAGUGUGAGGAUGGUGGCAAAUCGGUUGUGCGUGAGAUGGUUCCGUAUGAGGUGGACACGAUUAUACUCAAGAUGCUGAAGCAGUGGAUUCAGGAGAGGUUGAAGACGGGGAAGGAGUAUCUACAGAGGGUGAAAGAGACAGAAACAUGGAAUCCCAAGUCUAAAACAGAGCCAUACGCUCAUUCGGCUGCGGAACUCGUCAAAUUUGCCAAGGAAGCUGUGCAGAAUUUCUUCGAAAUCCCAGUCAAUGUGUCUGAGAAUUUAGUUUAUGACCUCACCGAUGGUCUGGAGCACCUCUUUGGAGACUACAUCACCUUUGUUGCAUCAUGUGGAUCAAAACAGAGUUACCUCCCGACCCUCCCUCCCUUAACACGCUGCGGCCGUGACUCCAAGUUCUUAAAGCUCUGGCGGCGAGCCGCCUGCAAUUCCGGCGGCAUCCACGUCGACCCCAACCCAGACGGCCAACCCUCCACCCGCCCCUCCACCAGCCGCGGGACCCAGCGCCUGUACAUCCGACUCAACACCCUCCACUACCUCCUCUCCCAGAUCCACUCCCUCGACAAAACCCUCUCCCUCACCCCCAAAAUCACCCCGCCCAAAUCCCGCUUCGGCAACCGCCGCCAGCUCGGCAGCUCCUACUUCGAGCACAGCCGAUCCGCCCUCCGCUCCGCCUCCCACUACGUCUCGGAGGUCGCCGCCUACCGCCUAAUCUUCCUCGACUGCAACACUUUUUUCUACGCCAGCCUGUACGCAGUGUCCCCCCGCAUAACAUCCGCCCUCGGAGUAUUGAAACAGAAUCUGAAGCUGCUGUGCGCGAUCGUGACGGAUCGGGUCCAGGCGAUGGCCCUGAAGGAGGUGAUGAGGGCGGCGUUCGAGGCGUACCUGAUGGUCCUGCUGGCGGGCGGGUGCUCGAGGGUGUUCUCGAGGUCGGACCACGCGGUGGUGGAGGAGGACUUUGAGGAGAUGAAGAGAGUUUUUGCUGGAGAAGGGAUGAUCGGGGAAGAGGAGGUGCAGAGGGAAGGGGAGACGGUGGCGGGAGUGGUGGGGCUCAUGGGGCAGCCGACCGAGCAGCUGGUGGAGGAUUUCAGCAUAGCGGCGUGCGAGGCGAGCGGGAUAGGGGUGGUGGGAAUGGGGAUGGGGAGGAAGCUGCCUAUGCCGCCGACAACGGGGAGGUGGAAUAGGUCGGAUCCGAACACGAUACUCAGGGUGCUGUGUCAUAGGGAUGAUAGGGCGGCGGAUCAGUUUUUGAAGAGGACGUUCCAGCUGCCCAAGAGGAGUGGGUCCGGGUGAUGGUUGGUGACAGCCUGGCAAGGGUAAUUAAUUAGGUUUAGCCUUUAUUUUUUGCGGUUUUACGUGAUUUAGAGGUGCUUUGUUGAUUUGUGUGAAGAAGGUUGGUGGUGUAAUGUUGAAUGUGGUGAUUCAAGGAAAGAUAGGGUAAUGCGUGAUUCGACCUGGUUUUUGUCUUCUUUUAAUUAUUUUUUAGUUUUUUAUUUUCAUUACAAGAGCCAAACAGAGGAGUACAUGCAAUCCCCUAUCUUGUAUUGAAUCACCUUUUUUGUAUUCUUUUGGAGGAAAGGGUGAUAUUUUGUUGUGUCGAGUAAUGUUGGGGAAUGAGAAAAUGGAAUUCUUU
Striga asiatica is the source of this 3472-nucleotide messenger RNA. The record is from the annotation of a GenBank genome assembly. NCBI's taxonomy places the organism in Eukaryota, Viridiplantae, Streptophyta, Magnoliopsida, Lamiales, Orobanchaceae.